Molecule: messenger RNA, 2824 nt
Organism: Xenopus tropicalis (tropical clawed frog)
Lineage: Eukaryota; Metazoa; Chordata; Amphibia; Anura; Pipidae
Gene: eif3j
Product: eukaryotic translation initiation factor 3 subunit J
Biological process (GO): formation of cytoplasmic translation initiation complex; cytoplasmic translational initiation
Cellular component (GO): eukaryotic 43S preinitiation complex; eukaryotic 48S preinitiation complex; eukaryotic translation initiation factor 3 complex
Molecular function (GO): translation initiation factor activity
Source: RefSeq, marked validated
GCUGCACUGCGUGCGCAUUCAGACGCGGUGAGUCAGUCAGAGCCGGAGCGGCAGCGGGAAAAAUGGCGGAGAACGACAGCUGGGAUGCUGAUGAUUUUGAGCCAGAAGUUUCAAAUCAGAAGGGUGCUGUGUCAGGCCCACCACCGGCAGGAAGAGAUCGUUGGGAGGGAGAGGACGAGGAGGAGGAUGUUAAGGAUAACUGGGAUGAUGAAGAGGAGGCUGAGGCGGCAACUAAACAAGAAGCACAGAAAACGGUAGAACCAAAGGUUUCUGAAAAGAAAAAAUUACUAGAAAAAAUAAGAGAAAAAGAGAAGUUGCAUAAAAAAAGGCAGGAGGAAGUAAACCAGCAGGAGAAGGAAGGAACCGCACCAGAGUUAAGUCCAGAGGAACAGCUGGCAGAAAAGCUUCGCCUAAAGAAGUUACAGGAGGACUCCGACUUAGAAUUAGCAAAGGAGGCUUUUGGAGACAAUGUUACCGUUACUGGAAUAGAUGCCAUGAAUCCGUCCUCAAGAGAAGACUUUACAGAAUUUGGGAAGCUCCUCAAAGAAAAGAUCACCCAGUAUGAGAGAUCGUUAUUUUACCCAGGCUUCCUGGAGGUCCUUGUGCGGGAAGUGUGCGUCUCAUUGGAAGUGGAUGACCUGAAGAAAAUCAACAAUUCUCUAACAGUGUUGUGCUUUGAGAAACAGAAGCAAGAGAAGCAACAAAGUAAAGCCAAAAAGAAAAAGAAGGGAGUUGUUCCGGGAGGAGGACUAAAAGCCAACAUGAAGAAUGAUCUAGAAGAUUAUGGGGGCAUGGAUGAGGGCUAUGGACGAGAGUAUGACGAUUUCAUGUGACACGCUGGUUCUUUGUGGCCCUCAUUAAGGAGUGCGCUCUCCUCCCUCAGGACUCUGCCAAAUGCUACAGUCAAAGAAAUCAUCCCCCCUCAACGGGCCAUAUAAAAGAAAAUGGCCAUGGUGUGUGUAUCUGGAUUCUACUGGUUGAUGCCCACAUCGCACAUUAAACAAUUAACCUAUGCAGCUCUAUUCAGCAUCCCCUUAACUCAAGGCUCGCAACCUUCUCCACUCUGCUUGUGGCAUGCACGCUCAGCUCUGCCAUGUUACAAACAGAGUCAUGCCUCUGCUUUCUGCCUAGGAAUAUGGUCUCUCUCUCUCUGGGCAGGGCAGGUUAUUAAAUCUUUCUUUUUCUUCUGGCUCUUUACUUCCUGCCUCAUUGACACUGCCCUCCCAGCCAUCUUAGUUUUUUUUUUUUUUUUUUAAUAUAUAUUGGUUUCUUAGCUUUGUGCUAGAGGAAUCUCCUGCUUUGAACUGUGAUUCCUGAUGGACUCAGCUUGGUGCUUUUCCAUAUUAAAACUUUAAACAAUCUGAAAUCACCUCUACAGUAUGUGGAACUGUGAAGAUGCAGAAUGGUAAGGAGAUACCGCUGGUGCAUCAGACUAUAUGUGCUGCCUUCUGUUGGAGCUGCCAGUACCAAAACAUGUGGGUCAUCAUGACUUUGUGGCCAACUGGCAGUUCUUGAUGGCUCUGCCGGAGGGGAGGGCCAUAGGGUCUUGAUAUUUAUUUAGUGAUUGCGUGUCAGUGUGGUUUCACGAUUGGUUUAUUGCUUUUUGACUCUUGCACCAAGGUUCAAGGUCUGGCCCUUUCUCUUAAUCUUCUGCUCACCCACUGGAUGGCGCUUUGCAAACAGGUCCUACUUUGGGAGAAUUGUUAUAUUAACAAUGAGACUGCAAUGUUUGUUUUAUAAGACAACUAAUUUAAUAAACUCAUCCUUGUGACAAGAUUGGCCAGUGUGCUCUCUCCUGCAUAGGCAAGGUUGGCUUCUGAGUCUUUGGCAAAGUGUAGUGCACCAGGGAGCAGGGAGCUAGAGAGACCACCUCCAGUAAGUCAUUAUUAGUGGGUUUAUUCUACCAUGUAUAAUGCUGUUAAAGCGCAGAUGGAAUUAAUAGCGUUGGGAAGACAAGCUGUAUUUAUGUACAUAUUAACAAUGUUUGAAAAAAAAAAAAAAAAAAAAUUAUGCAUAUGUUAUUUCUUUGCAGCUCUCCUUUGCUUUUGCCUUGAUACCUUGUAUUGAUCUUUUUUUUUUCAUCUUCCUUGUUGACAACUUUUAUUUUUAGUUUCCUUCCCCCCCCCCCCCCCCGACUAUGAACUGUUCUAGGCAAAGGACUGAGGGUCACAAUAUUUCCCAUCUCUCAUUUCCCUUAUGCAUUUGCCUAAUGGAAAUACUGAAUAUUUUUUUUCCUUGCUUUGGUUUCCGUAGCUUCUCUAUCAUGGGGGUUAGUCUGCUUGCGGUUUAAAGGUAAAGGCACAAUUACUGUCUGUUCGGUCUUCCCUGUAGCCGCCUACAGCCAGUGGGGCUGCAAUUAUGUAAAAGGCCUGUUCAAGGGACAUUAUGCCAGAAACCACUUGUCUGUACAGCUAAAACCCACACCAGCAUAUUUAAUUCUGUGUAUUAAGGGAAAUCUAACGGGUAUAUUAUAGUCUCAUGGCUGGAUUAGAUCUUUUUUACCAUAAGUCGAAGUUACGUGUUCUUCACUUUCAAAUGGGAGACCUUUGGUUACCUUUAAAAAGCUGGUAACUCCAUGGCUGAGCGCACAAUAUACAGUCACUGCUGACAGAGAAUCACAUUACUUAAGGAUUUUAUUUUUCUUUGGGGGGGUGAUGCAUGAUAUGAGCAAACUAAGCCUUUAUCCACACUACGCAUUCUUACUAGAAAUAACUGGGACAGGCACCAUAAGUUCCAUCUUCACUGUAUUCCUUAUUGGCACCAGCAGCUUCAAAUAACAGCAACAAAGUGUGUGAAAUGAAGUAAAAUAUAUACAUCCAACUUG